AUGUACACUGGUCGACCGUGGACGAUUCGUCAGUAUGCUGGCUUCAGUACCGUGGAGGAGAGUAACAAGUUUUACCGCGACAACAUCAAGGCCGGUCAGCAAGGAUUGAGUGUUGCUUUCGAUCUCGCCACUCACCGAGGGUAUGAUUCUGAUAAUCCUCGUGUCUUUGGUGACGUCGGAAUGGCAGGCGUAGCCGUUGAUUCAGUUGAAGACAUGAAGGCACUGUUCGAUGGCAUCCAGCUGAACAAGAUAUCGACGAGUAUGACUAUGAACGGUGCGGUGAUUCCGGUGAUGGCAUUUUACAUCGUUGCCGCCGAAGAACAGGGCGCGAAACAGAAUGAGUUGUCAGGAACCAUUCAGAACGACAUCUUGAAGGAGUUCAUGGUGCGAAACACUUACAUUUAUCCGCCCGAACAUUCUAUGCGACUGAUUGGUGACAUUUUCGCUUACAUAUCAAAGGCAAGCAAAUUUCGCCGCGGUGUCCAGCCCUCAUUUCUCACCCGGGCUUGGGACUGGCAGCUUGUAAUUUGUACUUGCUUUUGCAUGAUUUACAUUUUUACCUGCUCGUUAAAGGAUCCGUAUAACAACAUAAUUCGAACGGUCGUUGAAGCAAUGGCAGCCGUUUUUGGAGGGACGCAGUCAUUACACACGAACGCAUUUGACGAAGCCCUUGGUCUGCCCACCAGGUUCUCGGCCAGAAUUGCCAGGAACACGCAAAUCGUACUUCAGGAAGAAUCUGGUAUCACGAAGGUUGCAGAUCCGUGGGGCGGAUCUUACCUUAUCGAGAACUUGACCAACGAACUGUUCGAGAAAGCGUUGAAGGUCAUCGAAGAAGUGGAGGAGUAUGGCGGAAUGGCGAAGGCCGUCGCCAGUGGCAUGCCGAAGCUUCGCAUCGAAGAGUCGGCUGCCCGCAAGCAGGCGCGUAUCGAUUCCAACCAGGACGUAAUCGUCGGCGUAAACAAGUAUAAGCUGGAUCACGAAGAAAAGGUCGAUGUGUUGGUUGUCGAUAAUACGAAAGUCCGAGAGUCACAGUGCGCCAAACUGAAGAAAAUCAAAGAGACUCGCGAUAACGCGAAAUGUGAAGAAAUCUUGAACCGAAUGACUGAAUGCGCCAAGGGAGACGGAAACCUGCUUGCCGUUGCUAUCGAUGCUGCAAGAGCCAGAUGCACCCUUGGAGAAAUUUCUGACGCAAUGGAAAAGGUUUUCGGACGCUAUGCCGCUGCCACACGUUUGGUUAGUGGAGCGUACAAGUCAGAAUAUGCAGAUGAAUCAGAUCUGGAGAAGGUGUCUCGAAAAGUGAAGGAAUUUGCCGCCGCCGAAGGUCGACAACCUCGAAUAUUCAUCGCCAAACUGGGCCAGGACGGACAUGACAGGGGUUCGAAAGUGAUAGCCACCGGAUUCGCCGAUUUAGGAUACGACGUCGAUAUCGGACCUUUGUUCCAAACUCCUGAGGAAGCCGCCAAACAAGCGGUUGACGCUGACGUACAUAUCGUUGGCGUUAGCAGCCUCGCCGCCGGUCACAAGACACUUGUGCCUGCAAUCAUUAAGGAAUUAGAAAAGCUUGGAAGGAGUGACAUUAUCGUGAUUGCUGGAGGUGUUAUUCCUCCGCAGGAUUACCAGUUCCUAUACGACAAUGGCUGCGCUGCUGUUUUUGGACCAGGUACACGUGUUCCGGAAUGUGCUUUGAUUUGUCUUGAGAAAAUCAUGCAACAGCGGAAAAACAGAGGUGGAAAAGCCGCUGCUGCUAAUGUGUAA
Molecule: messenger RNA, 1755 nt
Organism: Soboliphyme baturini
Lineage: Eukaryota; Metazoa; Nematoda; Enoplea; Dioctophymatida; Soboliphymatidae
Source: the annotation of a GenBank genome assembly